AUGUCAGUGGAUCCAAGAGGAGAGGAAGGCCAGAUCGCAUAUGGGCAACCCAUUCGCAACUGCUACGUUCCUAAAACUAUUGCCCUUACAUAUGACGAUGGUCCAUCACAAAACACCGAUGAGCUGCUGGAUAUUCUCGACGAAGCUGGUGCAAAGGCAACCUUCUUCAUUACAGGGAAUAGCAACGGCAAAGGUCCCAUCGACACGACGCGCAAGUGGACGGAUGUGAUCAAGCGUAUGGUCCUGGAGGGGCACCAAAUUGCCUCCCACACUUGGUCUCAUGAUAACAUGGACGAGAUGGGGUCACAAGCUCGCCGGCUCGACAUGGCUCAGAACGAGAGGGCACUCGCCAACAUCUUAGGCAAAUAUCCGGCAUACAUGCGGCCGCCUUACCUCCAAUGCAGCAACCACACCGGUUGUCUUAGCGACAUGAGAGACCUUGGAUACCAUGUAAUUUCGUAUGCGUUCGACAGCGGGGACUGGAUGGAUCCUGACAAUUUCACUGCAAUGACAGAGAGGGUUGACCAGGCGUUAGAGAGCGGAGAUGAGCAAGGAAGCAGGAUGCUGCUGAUCCAGCACGAUACAGUCCGCACGUCAGCCAUCGACCUUACCAAAUAUAUCCUGGACGUGGUCUCCCAAAGAGGAUGGAAAGCUGUUACUGUCGGAGAGUGUCUUGAUGACAAUCCCGAACGGUGGUAUCGGGAUCCGGCUUGGAUCAGCGUUGGCUCAAGGUCGGAGGGAGGCUGCAUUGUUUCGGGCAGGAACUCCUGUGCGAAAGUCGAAAGAUUUACCAACAAGGUCGAAUGCUUCGGAAGCAAUGCUCAAUGCGAGCAAGAUGCGUUGGAAUGCACGAACUCGAGCAGGACAGACAAGACAACCUGCGAGAAAUUGGAAACGAUCUGCAGCAUGCAAUUCCUCUUCUGCUCGACCUGUGGACAAGCUGAGCUCCCUUGUGAGAUCGAGAAAUUCUACGUCGACAAGCAAGCGUGA
This is a messenger RNA of Fonsecaea nubica, 990 nucleotides long. RefSeq lists its product as hypothetical. Gene Ontology annotation, biological process: carbohydrate metabolic process. The record is from RefSeq and is a predicted model, not a curated record. The coding region runs from base 1 to 990 and encodes 329 amino acids. NCBI's taxonomy places the organism in Eukaryota, Fungi, Ascomycota, Eurotiomycetes, Chaetothyriales, Herpotrichiellaceae. Gene Ontology annotation, molecular function: hydrolase activity, acting on carbon-nitrogen (but not peptide) bonds. The transcript is spliced from 2 exons.